UUUGGUUUAGGUUUACUUUUAUAAUAAAAACUUUUAUUUAGUUUAUUUGUCGUAAGGAAUUCGUGUGAUUUUAAAAUUUAUUAAAUUCGUAAUAAUGCCUAAAGUUGUGUCCAGAAGUGUCGUCUGUACGGACGUUAAGGACCAGGAGGAGUACCAGGGAGAGAAACCUUUGAAUGUUUAUUACUGCAUAUGCGGACAAAUGUCACUAAUUUUAGACUGUCCAAUCGAGAAAUUGCCGUUAAGAAAGUACGACGGAGCCAGAGUCAUUGACUCAUCAAAGCACGCUCACAAGGUCACCUGCGAUGUCGACGAUGUUGUUCAUCUAAGAAGGGAGACAGGAAUAGAAAAGCAGUUUCGAUUCAAAUGUAAAAAGUGCAGUUUGUGGCUCUUCUACAGGCACAAGGACAACAACCAGAUAACGUUCAUAGUGGAGAACUCUCUAGUGACACAAAAUGACGGCCCGUUGAAACCUGAUGUCUACAGCAGAAUCGCUCAGCCUAAAAAGGUCAUGGUCACGAAGCACACGAAGAACAUGGGCAAGUUCAGUUCUGUCACUGUCUCAACUGUGGAUGAAGAGGAGGACGAGAUUGAAGCGAAAGAAAUAGCAGAUUCCUACGCUGCCAACGCCAGAGUCAUUGAAAAGCAAUUACUUAGGAAGGGCGUCAACAAGAGGAAACUUCUAGAACAGCCCGAUGAUGAUGCGAAAAAAGCCCGACCGAAAGGAACCCUCAUCGACAUGAUGAAUAAAUAAUUUGAACAUUGUCGAACCAAACGUGUUGUACAUUAUAUAUAAUGUACAAUGUUGGAAUGUUUUGCUGGUUUGUCUGCACUGUAACGUACAACUGUUUUAUAAUUGUCGCAUCAAUUUAAUACUAGUUCAUCAUUUUACAAACAUAAAUAUUAAAUGUGAAGUUACGGUCUUCACACUUUUAACAAAUUUGAAGUGUUAAUUUUUUUUUAAAGAGUACAUUUACAUUUGUUAAUAUAUUUGAUGUGUGUUUAAAUCAGUGUGUUGGAGUCGUGAAAAAUUUCCAACUCUUGCAUCAUAAUUUCACCUUAUUAUCGCUACUAAAUAAAAAAUUCUUUAAAAAACACUUAAAA
Molecule: messenger RNA, 1101 nt
Organism: Helobdella robusta
Lineage: Eukaryota; Metazoa; Annelida; Clitellata; Rhynchobdellida; Glossiphoniidae
Exons: 8
Coding region: 95-751 (218 amino acids)
Source: RefSeq, a predicted model, not a curated record